This is a messenger RNA of Mercenaria mercenaria, 2342 nucleotides long. RefSeq names its product beta-1,3-galactosyltransferase 1-like. Gene Ontology annotation, cellular component: membrane. Gene Ontology annotation, molecular function: hexosyltransferase activity. The coding region runs from base 494 to 1705 and encodes 403 amino acids. Lineage: Eukaryota; Metazoa; Mollusca; Bivalvia; Venerida; Veneridae. The record is from RefSeq and is a predicted model, not a curated record. The transcript is spliced from 3 exons.
ACACUGCAGUAAACAACAUGGCAGCCUCCAUAAAUUUCAGGAAAAGUUUUAGGAAGUUAACAUUCACACAAAAUACAGAUAAAUGGAUGGAGUAAAGUUAAUAAAUGGUGACAAUUUACUUAAAGUGCAAUGUACUCCUUGGAAAUAUGAAAUAACAAAAAGAUACAUGCAUAAACAUGGGAGAAAACGUGCAAGAUAAUAACUGACAUUGCAGGAUAAAAAAAAGGUAGAAAGCGGAAACUUUAUCUAUAUGUUGAUAAGGUUUGCACAGAUAAGAACCUCUGACACUAUAAGAUGGAAAUCACUGCUGAAGUGUGUCAUACUAUAUUGUGUAGUAAACAUACAUGAGAUAGACAGUAAAGUUCGUGAUCUGAUGUUGUAAUAGUAGGAAUAAAUCUACGGAAUUAAACAGAUGAUGUAAAUAUACUGGAUGUUACAAACAGGCAUCGAGUUAACAGACAUGUGAUGUAUUUUGUUUCUCUGUUCAGGAAACAUGCGGAUACGGACGAUGCCCUAUAGACCUAAGCUCGUUGUCCUAAUUAUUGUUGUCAUCAUCGUCCUGAUUACCAACCGAACCAUUUUCUACAUAAGAUCAAGCAUUGAAGACGUUGAUCAAGCCAAAUUAAAAACACUGAAGAAACUUGCAAAAGACGAAAGCUUAGCAACAGUGAAUCGGAUAUCAGCAAAAUUUGCACCAUUUCAACAAAAGCAAAUACAAGAAAACUUUAUGCAAAUUGAACAAUUACAAGAUGCAAAAACUAGUGUAGGACAACCACAAUCUGAGAAGAAGUUACAGCCGCCUGUCCAGUACGGAAAGGAUAGCUACCUUAAAUAUUUCAAGGAUACAAAUGAUAAUGACAUACAAGACUCUUUUGUAAAUCUUCACAACUAUGGCUUUAUUCUAAAUAACAAACAUGCGUGCAACAAAAAUGUUUUAGUUUUGGUUCUAAUAAAUAGUGAUCCUAGAAAAUAUAAGGAACGGAAAUUGAUAAGAGAUACUUGGGGAUCAGUAAGGUUUUACUCAGGUGCUAAUAUUGUGCCGUUGUUUAUUCUUGCAAAAGUGGAAGAUCAAAACUUACAAGAUAAAAUCGUUUUGGAAAGUAAAACAAAUCUUGAUAUUAUUCAAGGAAAUUUUAUAGACUCGUAUCGCAAUCUGACGUAUAAAUGUGUAAUGGGAUUGCACUGGGUUCAAAAAUAUUGUAACCAUACUAAGUUCGUUGUCAAGGUUGACGAUGACACCCUUAUUGAUAUUUAUCAUUUGGUUCGUUUCCUUUUACAAAAGUCCCCGGAUGGAAAUGUAGAAGACUUUCUGUAUUGUUCAAUAUACCAUAACCAAGGACCACGUAGGACAAAGGAUGACAAAUGGUUCGUGCCAGAAAGUGAAUACCCAUAUUCAAAAUAUCCGCCAUAUUGCGAAGGAUUUGCUUACGUCAUGUCAUAUGACGUCACUAAGAAACUUUAUCAUGCUUCCAGAGAAGUGAAAUUCUAUUGGAUAGAUGAUGUUUAUAUUACUGGCUUUGCUGCUUUAAAAGCCGGUGUUUUUCAACGGAAUAUGGAAAGCGGACAUGGAUAUAAUUUACUUGAGUCUGAACAUCUUUCUAAAAAUGUGCAAUCGUCCAUGUUUCUACUGGCAAAGUAUGAACACUUGAGGAAGAACUGGGGUGCAGCUUGGAAUGACAUAAAGUCUUUUCAUCAAAUAGAAUAGAAUAUAAUUUACUUUUAUUUCAUAAUAUUAUUACAGCAAGCGUUAUUUCAAGACAUAUUUUUGUGUCUUUUUUUAGCUUACGUCACACUGAAACCUUGUGGUUUGUUCACAAAAAGGUGGUAACUUAAGCAACAUUUUGCGCUGUGUUCACUUUUCGCUUACUGUGUUAAAGAUUUAUGCAACGAUUAUUUAUAUGAACAUCACCAAAUCAUAGUGAGACAGACUUGUUAUACACAAAAGUGGAACAGCACUGCCCGAAAAAGGACUGCAUGAUUAUUCAAAGUUUUCAAUAAGAUACUGUAAAGCGUGUACAUUUUUAUGUAUUUUGACAAUUUCUUAGAUAAAAGCACAUUGUAUUUCAGUGGUCGUGGUAUAUAGAAAAUGUUUCACUGACUUUUUGUCGAAAGUUAUUUUGUGACAGAUACGUGUAAGAAAAUAUUUAAAAUGUUGUCGUUAUUUUAAGACGAUUUAUUUUGAAAUGGAGUUAAACAGCAAACGCAGAUCAAAAUAUUUCCAACGACAUGUGAUCAUAAUUUCCAAUGAAUCACAGUGUCCUUUGACCCUCUGCAAACUCGGGAUCUAUUUAUUGUGUUCAAACUUGAUAUGAUAUUUAGAUUGAAGAAAAAACUAAAACCAG